Messenger RNA from Alternaria arbusti, 1665 nucleotides. RefSeq lists its product as uncharacterized. Gene Ontology annotation, molecular function: GTP binding; GTPase activity. The coding region runs from base 1 to 1665 and encodes 554 amino acids. The record is from RefSeq and is a predicted model, not a curated record. Gene Ontology annotation, cellular component: mitochondrion. The transcript has a single exon. NCBI's taxonomy places the organism in Eukaryota, Fungi, Ascomycota, Dothideomycetes, Pleosporales, Pleosporaceae.
AUGUCGUUCGCUCGUCCGUACAGUCUCAGCGGUACGCUUACGCCGUUUCUGUAUCCCGCCUUUCUCCACGUGCCACUUGCCUCGGCAGCGCGCAGAUGUCCACUCCGCAAACGAUUCCCGCUACAGCUCAGAUGCAACUCCACAUCUGCUGAGCAGCCCGAUGCGAAUCCGAAUGCGCAGUCUUCGCGAUUAGAUCCUACAGCGGAUGACUACUCCCUCACGCCUUUUGCCGACCGAUGCAUUCUUACCGUUGAAGCUGGUGGCGGCGGCCACGGCUGCGUCUCGUUCCUACGCGAAAAAUACAUUGAAGAAGGGCCUGCAAAUGGCGGCGACGGUGGCAGUGGAGGCAACGUCUACAUCCAAGCAGUCCGCGGCGAGACAUCGUUACAUAAGCUUGCGAGACGGCGACAGAUCAAGGCGGGCAGAGGGCGCAACGGACAGGGCAAGGUCAAAGGUGGCGAGCGGGGAACCGACGUCUUGAUCACGGUGCCUGUGGGAACGAUUGUGCGGGAGCUACAAAGGCAUGACCCGGUGGCGAUAAUGGAGGAGGAGCACUGGAAGAUGGAGCAGGAUGAAGAAGCGGAGGAGUUGGAGGAGGGACAACCCAGCUACAGGAGAGAUCGCUGGCUGGUUUACCCCGGCACUAUACCCUCAGAGCUGAGCAGGAUCAAGUUUCCCAAGCUCCCUCCACCGCGUAGAUCGCAUCUCGCAGCCCUCGAGCCGGAAGCGCCCAUGUGGCUGGACUUGGACAAGCACAUGGAGACGCCUAUGCUGAUUGCAGCCGGAGCGAUGGGCGGCCUGGGCAACCCGCACUUUAUGACGCCGUUCAACAACAGGCCGAAGAUGGCUACCCGCGGAGACGAAGGCCUCAAGAUAUCACUACAACUAGAAUUGAAGAUUCUUGCGGAUCUGGGACUGGUAGGGCUGCCUAAUGCUGGAAAGAGUACGCUCCUCCGGGCCUUGAGCAACAGCCGUGCGCGAGUCGGCAACUGGGCCUUUACAACCCUCCAGCCAAAUGUCGGCACCGUAGUUCUGGACGACCACAAGGGGCGACCGCUUGUCAGGUCACGCAGACCAAAUGGAGAGCUGCGCGAGAACUUUACCAUUGCCGAUGUGCCGGGUCUGAUCGAAGAUGCGCAUCUAGACAAAGGGCUCGGACUAGGCUUCCUGCGACACAUUGAGCGCGCCGCAGUCCUCGCCUUCGUCAUCGACCUCUCCGCCGGUGAUGCCGUCGCAGCGCUCAAGCUGCUCUGGCGCGAAGUAUCCGAGUACGAGACACUACGCGGAAAGGAACUCAACGCCGAGACAGAGCGCAGGAUGGUCACCUACACCCCCGCUGGCAAAGCACCACCGAGCGACGCAUCCGACCUCCUCGACUCGCCGCAUCUAGACCCCUCGCCGAAGCCUCUUCCCUUCCUGAGCACAACCCCGAUCUCAUCGAAGCCGUGGUUCGUUGUCGCGACAAAGGCCGAUUUGCCGGAUACGCAGGUCAACUUUGAGGCUCUUCGUGCGUAUCUUGAGGAGGUGAGCAAGGGCGCGCAACCCCAUCCUAGUAACCGCAAGCAUGCGUGGCGGCGCAACGUGCAGACUGUGCCGAUUAGUGCGAUACAGGGUGAAGGUGUGCAGGUCAUUCCGCAGUUGGUGAUGGACUUGUUGGAGGAGUAG